UCUUUUUUUUAGUUUUUAGGUUUUAUGUUAACGACAUGCAAAUUUAAAGUGGAAAAAUUUAUCUUUAUAAACUGUUUAUGGUAAAAUGGCUUCGGACGCCAAUAAAGUGGAUAUUCGGACAAAGUUUGACUUAAAAGAAGUGCUCGGAACAGGUGCUUUUUCUAAAGUAUUUCUUGCGGAAAACAGAAAAAGUGGUAACAGGGUCGCCAUAAAAUGCAUACCAAGGAAACUGAUUAAAGGGAAAGAAGAUAGUAUUAAUAAUGAAAUUUCAGUUUUAAGAAGUUUAAAACAUUGCAAUAUUGUGGAAUUGCUCGAGAUCUACGACAAUCCAUCUCAUCUCUACUUAGUUAUGCAACUAGUCUCCGGUGGAGAAUUAUUCGACCGAAUUGUUGAAAAAGGAAGUUACACGGAAAAGGAUGCAAGCCAUUUAAUAUCACAAAUUUUAGAUGCAAUUGAUUAUUUGCAUAGUAAAGAUAUAGUGCAUAGAGACCUAAAGCCAGAAAACCUGCUGUACCACAGCACUGCUGACGAUUCCAAGAUAAUGAUCAGCGAUUUCGGAUUAUCAAAAGUUGAAGUUGAGGGGCAAAUGUUGAAAACUGCUUGUGGUACUCCAGGAUAUGUAGCGCCAGAAGUAUUGAAGCAGAAGCCGUACGGGAAAGAAGUCGACGUCUGGUCAAUCGGAGUUAUAGCAUACAUACUACUUUGCGGCUACCCGCCGUUCUACGACGAAAACGAUCAGAAACUGUUCGAGCAGAUAAUGAAAGCAGAGUACGAGUUCGAUUCGCCCUACUGGGACGAUAUAUCUCAAUCAGCCAAGACCUUCAUUAGUCGGUUAAUGCAUAAGAAUCCACACCAGAGAUAUACUUGCAAACAGGCACUGAACGACCCUUGGAUCGCCGGUGACGCAGCAGGAAGCAAAGACAUUCAUGGUCACGUCAGUCAAAACAUUAAAAAGAACUUUGCCCGUAAUAAAUGGAGGCAAGCCAUCAACGUUGCGACCGCUACAGCGCGUAUGAAGAAACUUAAUCUUGCUACACAAACGCUGAAGAAUUCAACUUAGAAUUUAAGUAGGUCCCUCAUACCCGGUUGGAAAUACUAUUGUUAUCGUGCCCAUUAUUCGAUGUUUUCCGAAGCUUGUUAUCCGAAGAUUGCCGAAGCAUCUUACCAAUAUGAAAAAGUUUCUGCAGAUCAUUAAACACCGCUGUUUUUUGCUCUGCAGAUUUCUGGUGUUUUCAGAUUAGUUAACCUCAUGCUCAUAGUCGACUGAUUGACAGUUUUAUGUCCGUUGCAAUGGCACUUAACUAUUACAUUUUACGUCCCCUCUGGGCAGGUUUUAAUGAAAUUACUGUUUUUUUACGUCGAGCUGUCAGUAUAUAAUUGCUCCAAUAGUAAAUCUAUUAAUUUUAUGCAGUUUAUCGAUUCAAAUAAUUAUUUUUUCUGUCGUUUUUAAGGUAAAAACAAAUUUGUCGAUUUUCCUUCUUUUAAAAUAAUGAAUAAUGUUGUUUCCAUCAAUUUCCCUCCAUUUUUAUCUAAUACAUGUGAAUAGCAUUAAUUUUACUUAACUGCAGUUUAUUUUGCAUCAUAACCGAACUGUUAUCGUUACCCAUUUGAUUAUUUUUAAAGCACACACAAAUUACGGCGAAGCACUCUCAAUUUACUCUUAACCAGAACCCCGAAAGGCAGUACUGUAUUUAUUCACUAUUUCUUAAAUUUAUCGUUUUUUUUUUCAAAAUUUAAAUUUUUAAAUACUAAUAACUUGUGUUGUGGCGUAUUACUCCACGCAAAUUGAGCGAAGCACUCUCAUUUUACUCUUAAACUGAAUCUCGAAACCUGUAUUCACAAACUAUUUCCUUACUGAUCGUUUUUUUUUCAAAAUUCGAGUUUCAGAUAUUAAUAACUUGUAAACAUGUUAUGUAGUGGCGUCCCACUUUGCCCCAACAUGGGACCAUGCACCCAGAGAAGCGACAUGAAUUGUAUAUUUACCAUCGUCGUCUUGUUUCACGCAUAACACAUGCCUUAACAGCGAUUCCGGUACCACACACGCGAGUUUUGUUGUUGUCACCUGUUUUCAAAUUACGCCUCGUGUUGACGCUGUCCCGUUCUGCCCCUAGCAGAUUUUUCUCAAGUUGCACACUACACAUAUAGUAGAGUGGGGCAAGAUGGAGCACCUUUCAAUCUAUUUUCUCGCCCCAUUUAAUGGUAAACAAAGAAAAUUUAAACAAUUGUAAGACCGUAUCCCCGCGACUUUCAUAGACCAUUGUUAGUUAUUUAUAACACGAUCAAAAUAUUUGGAUAUUAUGUGCUAAAGGUGUCCCAUCCUACCCCACAUUACCGCACUAUAUAUAGAAGCACCCGCUCUAGUAAAAACGAUCCUGCAUUCCACUUUUCAUUUCAAACGAAGCUUUCUUUUAAUUGAACUUGUUUUCAAUUAUUCUGGUCUCAAGAUACCUGUGUCUGUCCAAUACAUUGAUACAAUUAGAAUCUUUA
Messenger RNA from Ciona intestinalis (vase tunicate), 2487 nucleotides. NCBI's taxonomy places the organism in Eukaryota, Metazoa, Chordata, Ascidiacea, Phlebobranchia, Cionidae. The record is from RefSeq and is a predicted model, not a curated record.